GCUUAUUCAGGGGAGCACUAUAAAGAAAGAAGAUAAUUAAAAAAGUAUUCGAUUUUAAAAGACAUACUACACAACGAUCAUGUUUCUGACAUUAGCUAUUCUUCUCACAGCUCUGCAAAGCGCUUUGACAGUACCCGUUCGUCAAUGCGACAGAAGCGGUAGACUGGGUCAGUUCAUACCCGACGACAUGAACCCCUGCGUAUACUACAGGUGCGAGUACCUGGGCACGCCCUACCAGAGGAUGAGCGGCAAGAUGUACUGCGAACAGCCCUACGUCGUCCCGCGGUCCUUUGGUGCCACCAGACGGUUCCCAAGCCACAGUAACCCUUGCGUACUCUACAACCCAACACUGGCGUCGAGAUGUAUACGAGGGGUACAGGCGUGGAGUAGGUGGAGUAACUGGGGGCAGUGCACGAGGGACUGUGGGGUCGGUACCCAGAGGCGCACACGGGUGUGUCUGGGAGGACAGAGCUGUCCGGGACUCCUGGUGGAGAGCCGUUUGUGUAAUAUGCAUCCAUGCUUUGGAGAGACGGUUGUUAAGGAUUUUGACAUCAUGCUACAAGAAGACGACCAUGCAACGUCAUUCGUCACGUCAGACUCGCAAGCGAGUGACGUAGACACAACACUGUCCACAACCACCACACAAAAAGAGACUACAAGAACCUCCGCCACAUCCAUUGCUGAGUCUACGCAAGCUCCUUCUUUUGCUCCCACCGAAGGCAGUGGUGAAGCGACCGGAAGUGACGACACGUCGACUACCAACAGUGACGUCACACCCACUGACAAUCCUACUGUUGUUGGGUCAACCACAUCCAGUUUUCAAUAACAAACUACCAAAUGAAACUGUAAAUAAGAUAUUCAGAACGCUUUUUGUACAGGUUAUACACAUAUCUAAAUCAGUAUUAUACCCUAACUAUAUCGGUUAAAUAAUUUAUGAAAAAUUUAAAAGGGAGAGCCGUAUCGGCUUGUCAGUAAGAUUCUGUGCUGAUAUUCACCGGUGAGAAAAAAUAUGAUUUGGAUAAAUAAUCGCAGUUUGAAUUGCACAAAGUGUAAGUAUUAUUUAGCAAUUUUUUCUGCACAAUCUGUGUUUGAAGAAGAGUGUAAGGUACU
Molecule: messenger RNA, 1110 nt
Organism: Lingula anatina
Lineage: Eukaryota; Metazoa; Brachiopoda; Lingulata; Lingulida; Lingulidae
Source: RefSeq, a predicted model, not a curated record